AUGACAGCUGUGCUCACUAUCCCGCGGGAAAAGUAUUCGCGGUUUGCCCCGGAUCCACUGCAGUGUCCCACUACACAAAGAUACAUCCUAAAGGGCCCAGAGGUUUCGGUCAAAUCUCCCAUAUCCAUCCAUAGUGAUUAUCUCUCUACGGACUGUCUCAGUCCGAUAUCAUCAUCUGUGGCCUCGUCGGUUCCGUCUUCUCCCACUCUCAGUAGCAUUUCGCCCAGUAUUGACGAUGAGCAUGAUGUUGACAAUGACGACGAGGUCCUAUUCCCCUCAUAUGAUUUCAAAGAAGUAUCCGAGAAGGAUGUAAUGUCUCAACAGCAACAGCAGUCCAACGAACUUGUCAGUAGUACUCCUACUGAGCCAUCAAUAGAUGACCAGCGCUUGCAGACGCCUGCAGCCGAUGAUACUUCGCUGGAAGAAGAACCGUCAAGACAUGUUGAUUAUCUCUCCCAUGACUGGAAAGAGGAGGACAUCUGGACAUCAUGGCGUUACAUGACACGACGCAAGGAUGUAUACAGCAACGGGUUGCGACUGGAAAAUGCUUCCUGGAGAACGUGGACGAAAGUGAAAUUUAAUUUGGGUACCAUCUCCCCAGAAACCCUUAAUUGGCUCAAGGAUUGCGAUGUGACAUGGUUGUAUGGUCCGUUGAAAACAUCCAAAAAUUUCGGUUCAAAUGCCUCACCUCCACCGACCCAUCUAACGACGCCCAAUAUAUGUCAAUCUCGGAAGCCUAUCUUGAAGAAAAAGACCGCAUCAGAGACAAUGCUGCAACGAUCAUUGUCUCAACACACACUGUUACAACGUGCAGGUGCCUUACUGAAGGCGAAGGAGGCAGCAAAUGCACAAGAUCAGUCAAUUUCGCGAUCCAGGCAUCAACAGGAUCAAACAGGUAGUACUACACCGACAGCAAUUGCCGGAACACCUACAACUGCGUCCGUUUCGGACAUAGGGUCACCUAAUGAAAGGCGACACAUCCAUUUCAAUAAUGAGGUCGUACAAUGCAUCGCUAUUGAAGCAAAGGACGAGGAAGAAGAAUACGGGAAGUACCCAAUAGGGCUCGAGGAUGGCCUGCUCUCAGGCAAUGUCACCGUGACGAAUCAGCUGCUUGCCAACACAGCAUCUGGAAACAUGAGUUCCCCCCGUAACAACGAAAACAAAACCAUUGCACCCCUUCCAUCUACCACUCUCAGGGGAGAGAUGCCCGAGCCACCUGCAAGCUCGCUGUUUGAACGUUGGUUUGGUUCACGCUCAUCACCGUCGCCAUCUCCUACACCUAAAGAUUCCCAUCAAUCCUCUGAGCCAUCCGCCAAUUUCCUUCUGGAUGAUGAUGAUGAUUACAAUGAUGAAUAUGACUCGAAUGGCGGUUUUGACUUUAGUUGGCAGUCCAAUUGGCAGUCCAAGCAAGUUUCGAGUGCCUCCACUCAAAUUCGCCCUCACUCCGUCAGCUCUGAAGAUGAUGAGGACGGGCUAGAGAUAGACCGGGAUUUCCAUUUGACCUCGGAUAUGUUCUCGCUGGGCGAGUAUAGUGAGUCGCCGGAUGCUGGUAUUCUCGACAGAGUGCUUGAUACAGUAAACACGGCCAAAGAUAUAGCACAUGUUAUAUGGAAUGUUGGUUGGCGGCGGUAA
Aspergillus ruber CBS 135680 is the source of this 1632-nucleotide messenger RNA. RefSeq names its product protein phosphatase regulator REG1. The record is from RefSeq and is a predicted model, not a curated record. The transcript has 2 exons. Gene Ontology annotation, biological process: protein catabolic process in the vacuole; cellular response to glucose starvation. Bases 1 to 1632 code for a protein of 543 amino acids. Lineage: Eukaryota; Fungi; Ascomycota; Eurotiomycetes; Eurotiales; Aspergillaceae.